Molecule: messenger RNA, 687 nt
Organism: Ectocarpus sp. CCAP 1310/34
Lineage: Eukaryota; Phaeophyceae; Ectocarpales; Ectocarpaceae
Source: the annotation of a GenBank genome assembly
AUGGAGAGGACGUGGCGGCGGGCGGCGUGGCCCCCCUUCAUAGCUCGCCAGAUGGCGCUUUCGACGACCGCAUUCUGCUUCGGGGUGUCGGGCGCGGUGUACUCGCGCCGGAUGCCAGCGGCGUCGCAGAACGCGACGAAGGCAGCACUCGUGAACUCCCCCGCGUUGUCCAUGCGGAAACACCCCAGAGGGCCGUUGCCAUUCAGGUCGGCGAGGAAACGCCGCGUCCGCCUUUCAACCCCGCGAAGACCGGCCAGUACAGCCCGCAAGCGACGCGUUCCAACCGCCGGCUCAAGCAAGAGCUCCAGAGACGAUCCGUCUGACGGAAGGAGCAGCGACCGCAGCAGCAGCACCGUCACGAAGAGCAGCAAAGACAGAAACGGCGUGAAGGCGCCCUUCGACAUGGCCAAGCACGUCUUCCACCUGCUCUUUCUAGAGGUGGACUUGGACCGGUCCGGAUGCAUCGACAACAAGGAGUUCGGGGAGAUGCUGCUACAGCUGGGGAAGAACAUCGGGCCCGACGUCGCGCGCCGCUGUGUCGUCAGCAACGACAUCGACCGAAGCGACACCAUCGAAGCCGACGAGUUCGUCGAUUUCAUGACCCACGAGUUCCUUGCGCCGGCCCUGCCUUCUCCCGGAGUGCUCUGCGAGACCUCGGUCAACCGUGCGUGGACCAUCCCCAGGUGA